This is a messenger RNA of Trichomonas vaginalis G3, 4635 nucleotides long. Its product is annotated as guanylate cyclase protein. Gene Ontology annotation, molecular function: peptide receptor activity; guanylate cyclase activity. The record is from RefSeq and is a predicted model, not a curated record. Lineage: Eukaryota; Parabasalia; Trichomonadida; Trichomonadidae. The coding region runs from base 1 to 4635 and encodes 1544 amino acids. The transcript has a single exon. Gene Ontology annotation, biological process: cGMP biosynthetic process; receptor guanylyl cyclase signaling pathway; regulation of DNA-templated transcription.
AUGAACGACGUACAAUCGUAUGCCAGUGAAGAGUCUUCUGUCUUUACCGCAGCAUCAAUCACUAGAUACAAAGAUCUCAUUGAUAUACCGAUUUCAACAACUAUUAAAGAGAAUCUUUCUUCCUUAUUCAAUUUUUUGGACAUUUAUGGUCCUAAGAUUGCAUUAUUCCAUACAAUUGUCUCAUUCCUACGAUUGUUCCAACUCAUUGGUUGUUCGUUCAUGACCUCAGAUGCAGAUGUUGUCGAUCUUUCAACAAAAACUUAUUGGUUAAUGAACGUAAUGAGUGUUCUUUUCCACGUAAUGCCAGUAUCAGUUCGUAAGAAUAACGAAUACAUUGUUUUAUAUUUGGUUAACAUUAUUCUACUAGUUUUCUUAGGUUAUUUGUUAUUCAUGGCAUUUCAAUAUAAAAAGACCAGUGUAGUUUCAAAGACUGCAACAAAUAUCUUAACAGUUUUCAUGUCGUUCGUUCCUUUUUGGUUCCUUCCUAUUGCAGUUCAAUUUUCUGGAGAAAUUCUCUCGGCUCUAAUUUCAAAGCUCUAUAAAAUUGAGGCGAAAAUGAUUAUUCCUUUAGUACUUACAGUUGCCAACAUUUUUGCAUACACAUGGAUAAUCAUAAGUUGCUAUACAAAAUCACUUGCCUUCAGAGUUAUUUCAUUCCAAACUGUUGAAGGUUCUUCCCAGAAUAAGUUAUUCAUUACAACACUUUUUGUUACAUUUAUGACAUCCCUGACAUCAUACUUAUCUCGCUAUCCAUCCCUUGUUUUCAUGGUCCUCGCCAUGGCCUGCUAUUUGUACAAUUGCACAACCGUUUUCAAUUGCGGAACUUUUAUCAAGCCAAUGGACCAAACAUUGAUAUUAGGUGGUUCCAUCCUUGGUUGCCUUGUUUGUGGUGCCAGUUUAUAUCCGAUAUUAGAUGAAUAUGAGUGGAAUGACUACUAUUUCGCAGUUUUCUUCGGUGUUGCCGUUUUAGUUUUCUAUUUUAGUGACUUAUUCAUCAAGAAAAGAAUCCAAAGAAACCUUUUGUUGUUAGAUGAAUUCGAAAUGUCACAGGAUUUCGACGUUAUCAAGUCAAAAGGCAAAUUUAGACAAAUUGUUGGUACAGGAUUCAGAUUCAACCACUCUGUCUGCCUUGAUUUCACAAUUUUCAAGGCUGCCGUUGAAAAAUGGUCAGAUGAUUUGAACAUGUGGUAUUUAUACGCGAAAUUUGCGGCCAUCUAUCCUGAAAUGAACAGCCAGUUAAUGUUCAUUGCAAACAACAUGAGAAGUACAAGAUCCAACCACGAACAGAUUGGUUAUUACAUAACAAAUAUCGGCCAAAUCACAAAGACAAGAGAAUUGUGCUUUACAACAGAAAUUAAGCAGAAAAUCUCAAAGUUGUCAAAGAAUUUCGAUAAGUCAAAGAACCGUCUGAGAUAUAUUUGGGACUUAGUUUUACAAGGAAACCUCGCUGAAAUGGAUAAAGCUGUAAAACAAGCCCAUGAGUCAAUAAAAAGAUUCGAAAUCGAAGUCAAUCAAUUGACAAUGUUGUAUCCAAACAACAAAUAUGUUAUCAGGCAAUAUGUCAAGUUCUUGGCUGAAUUAAAAGUUGAUUUUGCCAACGCAAAAGUCUGGAAAGAUAACGUCAAAUUCUUGAAUUCAGGUAUAUGCGUCAACAAAGAUAUCUUACAUGAAUUAGGACAUAUUGCUUUUCCAGCUAUUCCUGAUACAAUUGCUUCAUCUUUCACUCAAAACAAACAAAAUGAAACUCCAAAUGAUACAUUAACAUACGGAUAUGAUGAUUUCGAACAAGAUGAAGUUGAUUUACAACAAAUGGAAAUUGUCAAGACAUUGAUCAUGAAACAUAAAGUUCCUGCAUUACAAUUCAUGAAAUAUUCUGAAUUGUUUUUGUUGAUUGGAAUGACAAUUAUUCCUUUCCUUUUGAUUGUCAUUUUCUAUGGAAGUUUCACAAAUGAAUUAGUUGAGCCAUUGAACUUUUUGUAUGGUAUUUCAUACAUUAGAAACCUUGUCAACAUUUUACCAGCAUUCAUUGGUAAAUACUUAGUUGAAGAACUCGAUGAUCCAAAGAAUCCUUCACAGAAAUUAAUGGAAAAAAUCUUCCUAAGAGAAAACUUCCCAUUACAUGCUUAUGGAGGAUAUCAAGAGCCAAAAGAUAUUGUUCAAUAUUUGUGUGCUCAAGUUCCAUCGACAACACAGAAAUUGACAAAACUUAGAUCAUAUAAAACAGGAAAUUCAAUAAUUGAAGAAGUUAGAAACAAAAUAUUUGCAGCAACUUUACCAUUUAAUCUUUAUAAGAAUUCAAUAGAUGUUAUACAAUCAAAGACAUCAAUGGUUCAGUUGAUUUACAUGAUUGCAACACAUUGUACAAAAGUCAUUGAUCUUGGUUAUGUUGAUAUCACUGUUGCAGCAGGAAUGGAUGCAGUUACAAGCAGAUCAAAUGAUGUUACAACAACAAGAGUUGCAGGAGAAGCCAUGGAUUUGUUAGUAACUCACAUAAGAAAGAUGAACAAUCGCAAUCAAAAAUUAUAUUUAGGAUUGAUGUUAGGUUUGAUUGCUCUUGUUUUAGUUAUUAUUCCAAUUAUUUAUAGGAUACAAUCUUCCAUGUUAAAGAGAAACAAAGAAGAAUUAUACAGCGUUUUUGGGUAUCUUCCAAAGACAGUAAUUUCUAAUAUUUCUUCUUCUUUCAUGAAGAGCAAAGAUGAAUCUUCCAUUUCCAAGUCAAGAACAAUGGAACUAAACAAACAAGAAGAAGGAAUCAUUAAAUUGUUCUCAACAAUUUCUGAUGGUUCUUCAAGUGGUUCCAUUGAAGUUUACAACAUUUUCUGCUUGAUUUUCAUUGGUGCUGCCAUGAUUGCUGGAUAUGCAAUGCUGUUCUUGAGAUACAUGAAAGGUUCUGAUACAUGUGUAAAGAACUGCCAUCAUAUCAAUAACAUUUAUGGCAGUAUUUGCAUCAUGUAUUCAAUUCUUUCAAGUAUUUUGACAAUUUUGCCAGCAAAAUAUGAUCCAUUAUUAUCAGAAAUGUGUCCACUUCCUGAUGCUGAAAUGCAAGUCAUUGAGAGCUUCAUUCCAACAAUGGUUAAAUACAUCCAUUUGUUGAGAGUUGGAGGAACAACAAAUCAAGAUAUUCCUUUCUUAAUGAUGCAACAAGCUUUAGAUGAAGCAACAGCAAUUACUUAUUCAGAAGGUCCUGAAGUUGUUCCAUGGUUAUUCCAACAAUCAGCUCAUGGUUUCUCAGCUGAAGGUCAGCUUUGGCUUAUUAUUUCUCUUUUAAGAAGAUAUGCAACAAACAUGAAAAACGGAAUUUGGCCAAAAUUAAGAGGAGAUGGAAUUCAAGAACUUUGGCAGAUUGGCCCAUUUGAAUUAUACGAAGUUUUAUAUUAUAACACAGGUGAAAAAUUAGUUUCAACAAUCCAAGAUGAAAUAGAAAAACAAUACACACCAAUGGUUGCUUUCGCUGUUAUUUUCAUGUUGAUUGUUUUAAUAUUUACUGUUUUAUCAAUGAUAAUGAUUAACAAGGAAGAAAACAUUUUGAAGUUCACUCUUACUAACUUGUUGAGAUGCCAACCACAAAUAAUUUUCCAAAAUCCUCAUAUAAUGAAUGUUUUGAGCGGAAACUACAGCCAAAAGGAAGAUGAAGAUGACCAGAAAUUACUUAAAUUCCAUACAGAAGUUGCUAACAGAUUAAAUGAUAUCAUCAUUGUUAGUAAUGAAGCAGAUGGAAAGAUUGUUAAUGUCAACAAAUCAUUUGAAGAAAUGUUUAAUUUACCAGAAAAUGAAGUAAUCAAUACAAAAGUUUCUGAAUUCUUCAUGAACGGAAGAUUCACUUCCAAAGACAAAAUUGAAAAAGUUUUAGGUUACCAAAUCACUUUAGUUUACAAAGAUCAAAAAGAAAAUGUUCAUUACAUUGAAUUCACAAACCAAAGUGUUGCAGGAAGAAAGAUCUUUUCAGGAAGAGAUAUCACACAAACAUUGAUGCAUGAAAAGAUGAUUUCCGAUGAGAAGAAGAAGUCAGAUGCAAUGUUAAGUUCCAUUUUACCAGCAUCUUUAGUUCCACGUGUACAAGCUGAAGAAAAGAACAUUUCUUUUGCUGUCCAAUCAGUAACUGUUCUUUUCUUAGAUGUUGUUGAAUUCACACCAUGGUGUGGUUCUCAUGAUGCCCAAUAUGUCAUGAGAAUGCUGAAUAUCAUGUUCAAAGAAUUCGAUGCAAUCACAAAUGCUCAUAAAACAAUGACAAAGAUCAAAUGCAUUGGUGAUUGUUAUAUGGCAGCUGGUGGUAUAUUUGAUGAAGUAAAUCAACCAGCUGUUCAUGCAAAAGAAGUUGUAGAUUUCGGAUGUUUAGUCAUCAAGAAAUUAUUAGAAAUCGAUCAACAAGAAAAUGAAAACCUUAGAAUAAGAGUUGGUAUUAAUACUGGCGGUCCAAUCAUCGCUGGUGUUAUUGGUACAGAGAAACCAACAUUUGAGAUCCUUGGCCCGGCAAUUAACACUGCUCACGAAAUGGAACAUCACGGUGUUCCAAUGAAAGUUCAUAUUUCAAGACCAGUUUAUGAGCUUAUUUAUGGCCAACAGUUUGAUAUCAAGGAAAGAGGCGAAAUUGAUAUCAAAGGAGGAAAGAUGUUUACUUAUCUAGUUGAACCAUAA